This is a messenger RNA of Periophthalmus magnuspinnatus, 1041 nucleotides long. RefSeq names its product adenosine receptor A1-like. Gene Ontology annotation, cellular component: membrane. Gene Ontology annotation, molecular function: G protein-coupled adenosine receptor activity. NCBI's taxonomy places the organism in Eukaryota, Metazoa, Chordata, Actinopteri, Gobiiformes, Gobiidae. The record is from RefSeq and is a predicted model, not a curated record. The transcript is spliced from 6 exons. Bases 1 to 1041 code for a protein of 346 amino acids. Gene Ontology annotation, biological process: G protein-coupled adenosine receptor signaling pathway.
AUGUCGUCAACUAAUGGACGUUUACUUGUUGAGUGGUUUAACUUAACUCCGGGAGCGUGCCUGGACGAGCUGCCUUAUGCUAACGACGCUAUAUCCAAAAACCUGUACAUAGCGCUGGACGUCAUCAUCGCGGCGUUCGCUGUUAUCGGCAACUUUUUGGUUUGUUUGGCCUUCGUCCGAACCAAGGCGCUACGAACGGUCGCCAACUACUUCCUGGCGUCUCUGGCCGUGGCGGACAUGUUGGUCGGGUUGGUCGCCAUCCCCUGCGCUGUGCUCACUGACAUGGGACGACCUCACCACGACCUGCCUCUGUGUUUGCUCAUGCUCAGUGUGCUAAUGGUGCUAACGCAGAGCUCCGUCCUGAGUCUGUUAGCCGUCGCCGCCGAGCGCUACAUGGCGAUCCUGCUGCCGUUCCAGUACCGCCGCCUGAUGAGCCCCAGAGCCGCGCGUUUCACCCUGAUACUCACCUGGAGCCUGGGCGUGCUCUCGGGGUCUGUGCCCCUCAUCGACUGGCAGCACCAACCGAGCAACUCCAUGUUCUGCGUCUUCACCUGCGUGGUCGAUAUGAGCUUCAUGGUUUACUGCAACUUCUUCUGCUUCAUGCUCCUCCCCCUCAUCGCCAUGUUCAUCAUCUACGCUCGCAUUUUCCUCAUAGUCCAGGGCCAACUCCGCCGCAUCGCUCAGACCAGAACUCGCGCCGUCAGCAGCGAGAGCACGGACGCCGCCGAGGGCCAAACCGAGACUCACGCGCCAAGAGCGGCGAAAACGCUACGCACACACCAGGAGAUGCAGAAGGCGACCUCGCUCUUCCUCCUCCUCUUCCUCUUCACCGUGUGCUGGAUGCCGAUACAUCUCAUUAACUGCGUGCUGUUCUUCGAUCCCACCUGCGACGUCCCCAUGUUCGUGACGCUGGUGGCCAUCUUGUUGUCCCACGCGAACUCGGCGCUCAACCCCGUCCUGUACGCCUACAGGAUGAGGUCGUUCAGGAGGGCGCUCGUCGACAUGUGGAGGGCGGCGUGGGGGCGGAAAAAACACAGCUAA